This is a messenger RNA of Gryllus bimaculatus (two-spotted cricket), 1217 nucleotides long. NCBI's taxonomy places the organism in Eukaryota, Metazoa, Arthropoda, Insecta, Orthoptera, Gryllidae. The record is from the annotation of a GenBank genome assembly.
GUAGUCACACAGUCUGGAGUGAGUGAACAUCAUUCGCAGUUAGCCUUGUUUUCUCAGAGCGGGUAGUAUACUCGAGACAUGGAUUUCAGGUGGCGCGCGCGGUGGGCGUGGCUGGCGCUGGGCGGGCUGGCGCUGGCGCUCGGGGAGGGCGCGUGGGCGAGCAAGGACAACGAGGACGCGGACGCCAACACCCUCGGCGCCGCGCAGAGCAGCCGCAGCGACUGGUGCGCGCGCGUGUGCGGCGACGUCGGCCGCUGCCCCCAACCCGUGCCCCCGCUGCGCUCCGCCCGGCCUCCCGCCACCGCACCGCCCCGUGCCCUGCACCCGUGUGCCCGCAGCCUCUCGUCAAACCUCACUGCCCCAAGCCCAGCUCCCCGCCACCGUGCCCAGCGCCCGUCCUGCCCGCGGCCCUGUCAACCUCACCUGCCCCAAACCACACUCCCCGCCCCCGUGCCCCAGCGCCCGUCUGCCCGCAAGCCCCUCGAUGAGGUAGAGGCGCUGAAGCGCCUGAUGAAGAAGGAGGAAAUAAAUAGUGCGUACGUUGGCUUCCACGAUAAUUAUCACGAUGGCCAAUUCUUCACUGUCCUGGGGGACCCAAUGAACAACGAACAGAAAAAAAUGUGGGCCUCAAAUCAGCCAGAAGGAGGAAACAAGGAAAACUGUGCACUCUUUUUUCAGGACGCAAAAAUGCACGAUUAUCCUUGUACAACUCGAUCUUUCUUUGUUUGCCAAAUGCGACACUAGUGGCUAAAAUUAAUAUUUUUCCACAACAUUUCGUCUGACCAUUGAUGUUCUGUAAGCACAAGACGAAUUACAAGAUGAUACAAUAAAUAAAAUUUAAAAUGAAUUAUUAGUUUUUUAUUCAUAUUAAUCAUAGUAGUUUCUCUUAUAAAUUGGUCUUAAUCAAACACCAAUAAUGCAACUGAAAACAUUCUAAAUAUUCCAAAUAGCAUGACACAUCUGCGAUGUUUUAAUUAUACAUUUAUCACUAAACAUUAAUUUACUAUCCAAAUAUAUAACUUUUCAAAUUAACGACUCUUGUUAUUUAAUAUGAGAAGUCACAUUUCUACCUCAUGACUUCAGAAAUUUGAACCAUAAUAUGUGAAUUAUUUAGCUUUAAUGAAUUUUCCAUUUUACAGCUUAUUCUUGCUUGGCUAUAGACUUAAAAUUCUCAUCCUGGUCUUCAAAUUAACAGGAGCAAAACAUAUGUAAAGCAU